CGUGACGAAUAGUGAAGUAUUGCGCGUUAGCGUGACAAACACAGGCGACUUCUCCUCAACAUGAAAGUUAAGAUGACGAUCGACAGUUGAACAAACAUCGCAUUUGAUCUCUCCCUUUGACUUUUGACCUUUGAAUUCACGAUCAUCAUCUUCUCCAUUUGCCCCCCUCCAUAAUUUUAUGCCAAUCUUUGCAGAAAACCUAUACCCCAUUAUCUCUGCAUAAUUUUCCAUUCAUUCACCCAACACAACAAAUGAAAACUCCCUUUAAAAAACUGCGUGGGUUAGGGCUACACAGGCAUAAUACUCAUCGACCUCCCGCUCAGUUGGAUGAGCUUUCGCAGGCUUCCCAGGACAUGCAUGACAUGAAAGAUUGCUAUGACAGUUUACUUUCUGCAGCAGCAGCCACAGCGAACAGUGCUUACGAGUUCUCGGAAUCACUACGGGAUAUGGGAGAUUGUCUUCUCGAGAAAACUUCAUUAAACGAUGAUGAAGACAGCGGUAGAGUCUUGCUAAUGCUGGGAAAGGUGCAGUUUGAAAUCCAGAAGCUGGUGGAUAAUUAUCGUGCACAUAUUUCUCGCACAAUCACAGCCCCUUCAGAGUCCCUUCUCAGUGAAUUGCGUGUUGUUGAGGACAUGAAAAGGCAAUGCGACGAGAAGAGGAUGACGUAUGAUGAGAUGAAAAUACGACACAAAGACAAGAGAAAAUCAGGAGGAGGAGAAUACGUGUCUUCCCAUCAGCUGCGAGCAGCUCAAGAAGAAUUUGAUGAGGACGCCACUUUAUUUGUUUUCCGCAUGAAGUCUUUAAAAAAGGGUCAGUCCCGUAGUCUUCUAACACAGGCUGCUCGCCACCAUGCUGCUCAGAUGUGUUUUUUCAGGAAGUCUCUCAGAUCUCUUGAAGCGAUCGAGCCUCAUGUUAUGUUAGUAACCCAACAGCAGCAUAUCGAUUACCAGUUCAGCGGGCUUGAAGAAGACGACGAUGAUGAUGACAGAAACUCUGUUUUUCUUACUGAUGAUGACACUGAAGAUGAUAGCGAAGUAGACAUGCAUCAAGAUGGUGAAUUGAGCUUUGAGUACCAGAGGGGCGAUCCGAAAAAUGAAGCUUCUAGCUCAGAAAACUCCAUGGAGUUGGAUAGCGCAGCAGACAUUACCUUUCCACAAGUUGCAGUGAAGGCAAACAUGGAGGAGCAGAGGAAACCCCUAUGGAACUCAUCUACAUUUGGUGUAGAGGUGAAUGCAGGCAGCAAAUGCAAAUCAGCACCACUUUCUGCUUCUGCUGCGAGCAGUAAUAUGAAUAUGGAGCGGGACCCAAGACAGAUGAGGCAGUCAUCUGCUCGAAAGCUGAAUACAUAUGUUCUCCCAACGCCAACGCCACAAAAAACAAAUAAUAAUAAGAAUAAUUUGUGGCAUUCAUCACCUUUAGUAUCCAGCAGCAGCUCAGGACCAAUUCAUCCAUCAAACGCACAAUCAGUACUCAGCAAACCCACUCCACUACCCUCUCCAACAGCAAGUCAAAUUGAGCAUCAUCCAAGUGUUAGUGCCAAAAAAAUCAAAAGAUAUGCUUUCUCUGGUCCUUUGGCUGGAAGUAGUAGUAGUAGUAGAAACAAGGCUCCUUUAUCUGCGACUGUGAGUGGUCCUAUUCCUAUCACACGCACACCAUUGGCCUCAACCACAAAACUAUCCGGUGGUAAUACUAAUAGCAACAGCUUUGUUUCAUCACCUAAAAUCAGUGAACUCCAUGAGCUCCCCAGACCUCCUGCAAACUUAGCCUCUAUCAAAGUCAAACCACCUUUAAAACCUGCCUUCUCUGCUCCUUUGGUUACAAUUACAAACAAGCCCCUUGGCCUCCAUGCAUCUUCUCAACGAAUGCUUUCACCUUCGCCUCCUCAGACACCCGUCUCCAUCUCCAUAAGGAACAGCUAAGCUAGUCGCUGUGUUAUUACUUAUAUAUAGCAUAUAGGUACUUCAUCUUUCUUUCCUUUGCAAAUCUAUACAUGAUCAAACUGUGGAUAUAUAUAUUUUUGACUUAUAUGUAAUUCAUUUAUGGAGUAUUAUAAAAGCCCUGAUUUAAGUUUGGUAGUA
This is a messenger RNA of Lactuca virosa, 2078 nucleotides long. NCBI's taxonomy places the organism in Eukaryota, Viridiplantae, Streptophyta, Magnoliopsida, Asterales, Asteraceae. The record is from the annotation of a GenBank genome assembly.